This is a messenger RNA of Kwoniella shivajii, 1242 nucleotides long. RefSeq lists its product as uncharacterized. The record is from RefSeq and is a predicted model, not a curated record. The coding region runs from base 1 to 1242 and encodes 413 amino acids. Gene Ontology annotation, molecular function: monooxygenase activity; FAD binding. Lineage: Eukaryota; Fungi; Basidiomycota; Tremellomycetes; Tremellales; Cryptococcaceae. The transcript has 2 exons.
AUGGCCAUCCCCAAACAUGUUCUUAUCGUUGGAGCGGGUCUCGGAGGUCCGUGUCUUGCUCUCAGUCUUGCUCGCCAGAAGAUCUCGUCAACCAUCAUUGAGAUCCGACACGGUAUCAGUGAAUCCGGAGGGUCACUGAGUCUAGGGGCUGACGCCCUUCGAGUCCUAGACCGAAGCGUUGGUGUAUAUGAUCGUGUGAGAGCAGCCGGGUUUGUCUACCAUCGGAUUGGGGCAUACUUGGAAGAUGGACAUAAAUUAGGUGAAGUCGUAGCUGGUGAAGAUACGGAUCAAGGCUAUCCUGCAGUAAGGAUUAUGAGACCGACGCUGCAUAAACUCCUGAUAGAAGCGAGUCAAGCAGCGGGAGACUUUGUGAAGAUCAAAUGGUCAGGUAGUAUUAGUACAAUAGAUGAGGAUGAUACUGGCAUAACGGCACGUUUCGAUGAUGGUACGGAGAUCAGAGGUGACAUCCUCAUUGGUGCUGAUGGGAUACAUUCCCAGGUACGCAAACACGUACUUGGCUCGGCAUCCCCUAUUCCACUUUUCACGAAUACUUGCGUCAUCAACGGGUUUCUACCCAGAUCUUCAGCUAAAAUCCCAUCCUCAAACUUCACCUUUCCUGCCAUCAUGUUCACUCCGGCAGGCGUUUUCAUGACAAUUCCUAUUGAUCCAGAAGGCAAAACACUCGCGUGGGGAGUUACCACCUCGGAGAAAGAGCGGACCAGGAAAGAGUGGAGUGAAUUUGAGUUAUCAGGAGAUGCGUUACGAAUGGCUAGAGCGGAAUGUUCGGAUAUACAACUCGAACCGGUGCGAUCUCUCCUCGACAAUGCUGUCGAGUCGGAAGCUCGUGUCUGGCCUGCAUAUAGUAUAUUUACUCUGCCAACAUGGCACACCUCAAGGAUUUGUUUAAUCGGCGAUGCAGCUCACGCCCUCCCGCCCAAUGGUCAAGGUAGUGCAAUGGCUUUCCAAGAUGCCGCUCUGCUUGGCCGGAUGAUUGCCUCUAAAUCUGCAUCAACAAGCUAUGACCAAGUUUUCACUCGCUUUGAAGCCCUUCGCAGACCAGAGAUUGAGAAGGUUGAAAAGUCGGCAAAACCAGUUUCGUCCUUGAAGACAAAAUCUGGACCAUGGAUUUGGUAUUUGAAGAGCUGGGCGUUUUGGGGUUUCUUCAAAUUCAAAGGUGGCGUGCUACGCAUGCACAAUGGCCCUAUAUACGACGUGGAUGCAGUAGACCUCGGUAAGCUAUAG